CAGCUGUCGUUUCGUUGCGUGCGGUUUUAACAAAGCGAGCAAUCUUGUACAAUUAUAACAUCAUUUACAUUAUAAACGAGUGCACAAGCAAAUAAAAAAUAAUGGCUGCGCAAUUCUUUAAUCGUAUUGGCCAAAUGGGUCUCGGCGUUGCACUGCUGGGCGGCGUUGUGAACUCCGCAUUAUAUAACGUUGAGGGUGGCCAUCGGGCGGUGAUUUUCGAUCGCUUCACUGGCAUCAAGGAGAACGUUGUCGGCGAGGGCACACAUUUCUUUAUUCCCUGGGUGCAGCGUCCCAUUAUCUUCGAUAUUCGUGCACAGCCUCGAAAUGUGCCGGUGAUAACCGGCAGCAAAGAUUUGCAGAAUGUCAACAUUACACUGCGUAUCUUGUAUCGUCCCAUACCCGAUCAACUGCCCAAGAUCUAUACAAUUCUGGGUCAAGAUUACGAUGAGCGUGUGCUGCCAUCCAUUGCGCCCGAGGUGCUGAAGGCUGUUGUCGCCCAGUUCGAUGCCGGCGAACUGAUUACACAGCGUGAGAUGGUCUCGCAGCGCGUCUCUCAAGAGCUUACUGUGCGUGCCAAGCAAUUCGGCUUCAUUUUGGAUGAUAUCUCGCUGACACAUUUGACCUUUGGCCGUGAGUUUACACUGGCCGUCGAAAUGAAACAGGUGGCUCAGCAGGAGGCCGAGAAGGCGCGCUUUGUGGUGGAGAAGGCUGAGCAACAGAAGCUGGCUUCCAUUAUUUCAGCCGAGGGUGAUGCCGAGGCUGCCGGUUUGCUGGCCAAAUCUUUCGGUGAGGCCGGCGAUGGUCUUGUCGAGCUGCGUCGUAUUGAGGCCGCCGAGGACAUUGCCUACCAGCUAUCGAGGUCACGUGGCGUCGCCUAUUUGCCCAGUGGACAGAGCACGCUGCUCAAUCUUCCCUCUACCCUUGCGCAGUAGUAGACUGAUUGACUAAUCGAAUAAGUUAAAAUGGCCAAUAUUUGUAUCACUUUGGACCCAUCUUUUGUACGGGCUCUUGUCGUUCAACUUUGUUAUUUCCGAAUGGCUCCAUGCCUGCAUCUGAGCUAAUCUUGCAAGUCUUUGAGCUCGGACCGUAAGGCGUAAAAUUACAUCGUGCAGGAUUAUUACAAAUUUGUUAUGUGAACAAAAGAAUUCAAUACAAUAAAUACAUAUUAAAUAUGAAAUUUACACCUAAA
Messenger RNA from Drosophila grimshawi, 1189 nucleotides. It is a transcript of the gene Phb1, whose product is annotated as protein l(2)37Cc. Bases 102 to 932 code for a protein of 276 amino acids. The record is from RefSeq and is a predicted model, not a curated record. Gene Ontology annotation, cellular component: mitochondrion; membrane. NCBI's taxonomy places the organism in Eukaryota, Metazoa, Arthropoda, Insecta, Diptera, Drosophilidae. Gene Ontology annotation, biological process: mitochondrion organization. The transcript is spliced from 4 exons.